Menidia menidia (Atlantic silverside) is the source of this 460-nucleotide messenger RNA. NCBI's taxonomy places the organism in Eukaryota, Metazoa, Chordata, Actinopteri, Atheriniformes, Atherinopsidae. The record is from the annotation of a GenBank genome assembly.
CGGAAAACUGGGACUAAACAAGCUGGUGAGGAGCUCCAGAGGCCCGUCGGUUACCUGCACAGACCACGCCGACCGCUUCGCACCGGCAGGAAUGAUGCUGCCAGGAGAAGAAGAAGAGUUUGAAAGUGGAAACUAUGAGGAUGUCUUGGAAAAAUCCAACGAAUUGGAGGACUUCGGCCGUGGCAGACGUGGAUCUGGAGCUGGACUCCUGAGGGGUCCAGAUAUGGGCAGCAGCGUCUCUAUUCCUUACGAUGACGUUGACGAGGCGGCUGGAGGCCUGACGAAGGAAGGGGCCCUGGACCAGAGCGAUGGAAAGUUUUGGCCCCGUUUCCACGGGGUUACGUACGAAGUGGAGGAAGGCCAGGAGAGCUACGAUGAUGUGGACGCCUUCCCCGAGGCCAACAGGACCACGGCCGAGCUUUCAGCCUUCGCCUCCGGCCCCCCGGAGGCCGCUCGGGUC